AUGGCAACUGACGAAGAUCCGGAAGGUUCGCGCCCUCAACGCAUCCCUUACUGGCGCAUCCUAACGGACCAAAGCGUGGUCACUCCUCAAAUCCUUGAGUACUCCUACCUCGGCACCGGCACCGAACAAGACCCCUACAUCGUUGAAUGGAUUCCCGAUGACCCGCGCAAUCCCAUGCACUUUGACCCUCGUCUGAAAUGGAUGUAUACGGUCACAGUCGCCUUUGCUACCCUGGCCGUGUCCCUGGCCUCCUCGGCCUAUGCCGGUGGGAUUAGCGAAGUCUUGAAAACUCUAGAAGUGAGUCAAGAGGUAGCGACACUCGGGGUUUCACUUUUCGUACUGGGCUUCGCCGUCGGACCGCUGCUGUGGGCUCCACUGAGUGAAUUUAUCGGACGCCAGGUGGUAUUCUUGAUCACCUUCUUUUCGCUGUCGGCCUUUUGCGCAGGUGCCGCUGGUGCCCAAAAUAUCUGGACAUUGACCAUCCUCAGAUUCUUCGCGGGCUCCUUUGGCUCGUCCCCUCUCUCCAAUGCCGGUGGGGUCAUCGCAGAUAUCUUCACAGCCGACCAGCGCGGCCUGGCAACCAGCCUCUUCGCCGGUGCACCGUUCCUGGGUCCCACUUUGGGUCCGGUUAUCGGUGGUUUUCUCGGGGAGAAUGAGGGCUGGCGAUGGGUUCAGGGAUUCCUCGCAAUUUUCACCGGCGUGAUCUGGCUGGCCCAGUGCCUCCUAGUCCCCGAGACAUAUGCUCCACUACUGCUCCGCAGACGCGCUGAACGCCUCUCGUCUAUCACGGGCCAAGUCUAUCGUAGUAAGUUGGAGGUGGAACGGGGCCGGGUAUCAGUUCGGAAUGCGUUCAAGGCGGCACUAGGACGUCCCUGGAUUUUAUUGUUUGCGGAGCCUAUAGUCCUGUUGCUCUCGUUGUACAUGGCGCUCGUUUAUGGCACGCUUUAUAUGCUUUUUGAUGCUUUCCCAAUUGUCUUUCAGGAGAUCCGGGGCUGGAGUGAAGGUGUUGGCAGUCUCCCAUUCCUCGCUGUGAUGAUCGGGAUGAUGAUUGCCGUCGGCCUGAAUAUGUACGACAACAAGCGCUAUGUGCGCAUCCACCACCAGCAUAAUGGCUUCGCACCACCCGAGGCCCGUCUACCACCAACAAUGCUGGGUGGACUGGCCAUCCCUAUCGGGCUAUUUUGGUUCGCGUGGACCAACAGCUCCUCAAUCCACUGGAUUGUGAGCGUACUCGCCACGGCCCCCUUCGGGUUUGGUAUGGUCUUCGUCUUUCUGGGGAUCAUGAACUACCUCAUCGACGCCUACACUAUCUACGCGGCGUCCGUCCUAGCUGCCAACUCGAUCAUCCGGUCCUGCUUCGGGGCUGGGUUUCCUCUUUUCACGACAUAUCUGUAUCACAAUCUCGGUAUCCACUGGGCAUCAUGUAUUCCUGCCUUUCUGGCCCUAGCAUGCGUCCCGUUUCCUUUUAUCUUCUAUCGUUAUGGGCCGACCAUUCGACGGAAAUGCAGGUACGCUGCCGAGGCCGACAACUUCAUGCGCGCAUUAGCCCAAAAGGCCCAGAGCCAGGGUUUCGACGACCAAAAGCAGGUGGAGAUUGCGACUGAGGCCGAAUUGAAUCGUGGCGAUGUGUCCUCUGCCACGGAACCUGCGGCCGACGAGCACUCACUCUCAUCGUGGUCGACAAUGGAGCGGACUGACACGGCCUACGAUGCCAACCCGUAUGACAUCGACCAUGUGAACACGUGCAACUCGGCUAUCACGCAGCGGUCCUGGUCGACACAUGGCCGGGGUCGCGGGAUCUUUGGCUUUUGGCGCAAAUCAUAG
Messenger RNA from Penicillium alfredii, 1824 nucleotides. Its product is annotated as MFS transporter. The transcript has a single exon. Gene Ontology annotation, molecular function: transmembrane transporter activity. Lineage: Eukaryota; Fungi; Ascomycota; Eurotiomycetes; Eurotiales; Aspergillaceae. The coding region runs from base 1 to 1824 and encodes 607 amino acids. Gene Ontology annotation, biological process: transmembrane transport. The record is from RefSeq and is a predicted model, not a curated record.